Messenger RNA from Pyricularia oryzae 70-15, 1215 nucleotides. RefSeq lists its product as uncharacterized. The transcript has a single exon. The record is from RefSeq and is a predicted model, not a curated record. The coding region runs from base 177 to 1127 and encodes 316 amino acids. Lineage: Eukaryota; Fungi; Ascomycota; Sordariomycetes; Magnaporthales; Pyriculariaceae.
UGGGCUGCAGACCACUCACAUCAACAAUACAUCAACGAGAGCUAUUUUUUUUCAGUGCAGAUUGUAUUUCACUGCAUUUGGAUGACAUAGUUGUCACCUUUUGUCAAAUCACCAAUUUCCUUGCGUCUUUUUUUCUUUUCUUUUGUUCGUUUCUUUUGUCAAUUUCCUUUGUCGCAAUGGUCCGCUCCACAUCCACCCUCCUCGCCAUCGUGGCAUCCCUCGGCUUCCAACAAUUCGCAUCUGCAGUCCCCAUUUCAGGACUAGACAGGGGCGUUAUCGCAUAUGGUCUCACGACCCGCGACAUCGAGGCCCAAAAACCAGAAGCACCCUCAGAAGUACUCUCAAGACGAGGGGAUGCGGCAUCACCCGAAACCCGCGGCGAGGAGCUGCUGGAGAUGCACCAAAAAGCAAUCAAGACCAACAUUGCCGACUCCACCACGUCGCCGGACAAGAAGGACGCCACCGGCUUCGACGCCAGCGACCCGCUCAAGCGGCCGCUCGUGUUCCCCGAGACCAUGUACGGGGGCGUGCACAGUAUCACCAAGAUCGCGCUGCCGGACUGGCGCGUCAUCGCGGCCGAGUGGGAGGCGGUCAGGGACCUCUCCAAGGACGACAUGGGCGGCUUCGAGCCGAGCGGCAGGGCGCGCCGCGUGAAGCUGCAGCAGUCGCACGACAGGAACAUCGUCGAGGGCGUGUACGCCGAGGACGGCGACUUCAUCGCGCUGUCGACGGCGGACCCGAGCCGCGCCGACAGGGACGUGCCCGUGUUUGAGCUGGUGUGGCAGUCGUUUGCGGACGUCGCCGGCGACAGGGUCAAGAACCUCAGGGCCAUCUACCUGACGGACCUGGCGUCGGACGAGUUCAAAAAGGCCGCCGGGCUCAACUACGAGGACGCAAAGCAGGACAAGGACAAGAAGGUGACGUGGGAGAUCAAGAACAACCCCAGGCCAAAGAGGUUCCAGCGCUUUGUGGGCGUCGAGCCAGUGUCGGGCAUGUUGAUGAUGCUCAUGAACCACCAUCAGAAGCUGGGCAACAAGGAGGUGACGAAGAUCAUCACCAUGCCGGCCAAGGGUAGCAAGGAUCUGAGCAAGGUCACGGUUGCUUUGGUGUUGGAGGACGCAAAAUAGGUUUGCUUUGUAGUUAUUUUGGGAUGUUGAGAUACCCUUUUCCUUUGUAUAUCUAGCGAACUUGCAUUUAAUUGUUGUUUUCUGUGCA